Anoplopoma fimbria (sablefish) is the source of this 1512-nucleotide messenger RNA. RefSeq names its product sialoadhesin-like. The coding region runs from base 9 to 1223 and encodes 404 amino acids. The record is from RefSeq and is a predicted model, not a curated record. The transcript is spliced from 8 exons. Gene Ontology annotation, molecular function: transmembrane signaling receptor activity. Gene Ontology annotation, biological process: cell surface receptor signaling pathway. Lineage: Eukaryota; Metazoa; Chordata; Actinopteri; Perciformes; Anoplopomatidae.
AGUCAGUGAUGCUUCAGCCUGCAGACACCAUGAAGGCAACUCUGCUUUUCCUCCUGUUGUUGAGCGUCUGCCAGACGUCUGUCCACAGUCGGGCCUCUGUGACAGUCACCCCCAAUAAGUCUCAGUUUGUAGAUUAUGACAAAGUCUCCGUGAGCUGUGAGCAGAUGAGCUCCGGUGAAUGGACAACGUGGAGAUGCACCACAAAAAGUAAGACUGUGACCCAGUGUGGAGUGGGCUGGGGCAAGCAGAAUUCCUCCACCUGCGUCAUCAACUCAGUCAAGCAGACCGACAGCGGAGUGUACUGGUGUCAAUCCAAACAGGGAGAGAGCAGCAACACCGUCAACAUCACCGUCAUUGGUGGACCAGUGAUCCUGAGGAGUCCUGUCCUCCCUGUGAUGGAGGGACAUGACGUCACUCUGUCCUGUAGGACAACGACGUCCUCCAACCUCCCAGCUGGUUUCUAUAAAGAUGGCUCCUUCAUCAGGACUGAGCCUGAAGGUCACAUGACCAUCCAGCAUGUUACCAAGUCUGAUGAAGGCCUCUACAGGUGUAACAUGACAGGUGGAGAGUCUCCACCCAGCUGGCUGCUGAUGAAAGAUGAUUCGGACCCGGUCUCGCUCUCGGUGUCUCCUGACUCCUCUCAGCUGUUAGAGUACGAGAAUCUGUAUCUGAGCUGUGGCGACAACAGCGGCUCUCACGGGUGGAGGGUCAACAAGUUCAAUGCGACUACAAUUAUGUCCAGCUGUAAAGAUGAAUGGAGGAAUCAAACCACUGUCGGCUGCUUCAUCCAGAUGGUCAAGCACAGCGCCACCUACUGGUGCGAGUCUCCUGCAAAGCAGCGGAGCAACUCUGUCAAGAUCAGCGUCACUGGUGGACCAGUGAUCCUGAGGAGUCCUGUCCUCCCUGUGAUGGAGGGACAUGACGUCACUCUGUCCUGUAGGACAACGACGUCCUCCAACCUCCCAGCUGGUUUCUAUAAAGAUGGCUCCUUCAUCAGGACUGAGCCUGAAGGUCACAUGACCAUCCAGCAUGUUACCAAGUCUGAUGAAGGCCUCUACAGGUGUAAGAUGACAGGUGGAGAGUCUCCACCCAGCUGGCUGUCUGUCACAGGAAGUGACCUGCCCGUCUCCAUGGUGAUGACCCCGCCCACUCAGGCUGAGGAGGGAUUGGAUGAUGACUAUGAUGACAUCAUCACUGCUGCCGCCACGGAGCAUCACUUCUGAGAUUUAAACGCUUCUUAUCUUCUAAUUUAAGCAUCUCUGUGAGAGCAGGUAGCUAAGUCAGGUUAACUGAAGCCUGUUAACUCAGAGAAAGACUGACUCUGUUGAACUUAACUCAAGAUACAGAAUGUUCUGCAGAGCGGUCGACGUGUUUUUGGUCCAAAUUAAAGCUGAUAGUUCAGAUUCUGCUGUGAGUCGUGUUUUCUCUGUUAAUAUCAAGUUAACGAAUUCUAAAAUCCUUCUCACUUGUUAUAAUAAAUAUAUGUAAUUUAUAGGGCUAUCAAAUAAAAUA